AACGCCAAUAGCGCUUCCCAUUCUGCUGCUCGUGAGAUUCGCUUUCGGAAAGACCGAUUUUGUCUAUUCUCAGAAGUGUGUGAUUAAAUUCGCAGACGAUGUCCUCUGCCGACCAGCAAUCUUCCACUGCCACUACAGGGCAACCGCAUCUACAGCAGCAGGACUUGUCGAAACUGGACAUUACCAAGUUAACGCCGCUUUCACCGGAGGUAAUUUCACGACAAGCUACGAUCAAUAUUGGGACGAUCGGACACGUAGCCCACGGCAAGUCGACAGUCGUAAAAGCCAUCUCAGGUGUGCAGACGGUUCGAUUCAAGAACGAAUUAGAACGAAACAUUACUAUUAAGCUGGAAUGUUUGUCCAAGGAGCAGAUCGACAGACUGACGACCGAUCCCAAUGCGUUUAACAUGUAUCUGCAAAAGAUACACGAACGCUUUAAGCCGCUAUACAAACAUGCUACCGUGAAGCAAGAAGUCGAUACAGUUGAGGCUUCACCAGUAGAACAAGUGGAAGCACAAAUCUCGAAGGAUACUACCGACCGAAAGCGUAAACUAUCGCUCGACACGAGUGCAUCGGAAACGGCACAAGAAAGUCCAUCCAAGGGUGAACUGAACAGAAUGAAGCAGGCAAAAAUUAUGGACUUUUUCAAAAUGUCCCCACCGGAGCCUACUUUGAUGAUGACAAAUGGUGGAAACAAAGAGGCUUCCCCCACGCGCGUUAACGGAAUGGCAACCCCACGGAAAGUUGGACCGGAUCGCCAUUCAUUGCCCAUUUAUCUUCCUACAGAUAACAACGAGCGGGAACUGCCGGACGACAUGCAGGACGAAACGAACGCGCCGAAGCGUUCCAACCGAAGAAAACAAACGUCACUGGGAGGAGGAAGUACAAGUGCUUCCACCGCCAGGACAAAACCCAGGCCGGCUAGCCAGAACCGUGUUAGAAGCGUGAUUCGGCAGAAAACGUCAACAUCGGAAGAAUACAAGGUUGAGGCCAUCUUGGACGUUCAGCUGGUGGCAAAUUUGCCUUUCUUUCAAAUCAAAUGGUUGGGCUAUCCAUCAGAGUCCAACACAUGGGAACCACUAAAAAACGUGGCCGACUGUACCAUACUGGAUGAGUUUUUGAUUCGCGAACUUGCCACGUUGGAGGCAAUAGUGGUUAAAAUACAAGCGGAGGUAAAGGCAACCCCUGCCUAUCAGCAGGCGAUCGAAGCUCACGAAAAGGGAGCAAAAACAAUGAAAGAAAUAUUGAGUGAGUACAAAGAGUACGACUGGAAUCAGUUACGAGCGGAUCUAAUUGUGAUGGCGAAGGUGCGGAUAAAUAAGUGUAAAAGUAAAUACACCUGGGAUCGAAUCGUGCACAACAUGCGCUGCGAGUUAUCAUUCGUCAAGCGUCGCGAUCAGCUCAAGGAGUUGAAACGAUUCGAGGAGGAAAUUCUUCGUCAUGAGCCGACGUACAAAAUAAUCGUCGAGAACGAACAAGAUCUGGAUGCCCCACCGAACAAUUUUACGUACCUGCAGACAAACAUUCCCGGCGAAGGGAUCUCGAUCCCGAACGAUCCACCGUGGGGUUGUGAGUGUAAUCCGUGUAGCAUCCGAAGUAACUGCUGCGGCAAGAUGUCCGACGGUCGGUUCGCCUACAGCGUCAAAAAACGACUGCUCCUGCAGGCCGGUGCACCGAUUUUUGAGUGCAACUCCAAGUGCUCCUGCGGCCCCGACUGUCACAAUCGGGUGGUGCAGAAAGGUGGCAAGUGUAAUCUGACCGUGUUCAAAACGUCCAAUGGGCGUGGCUGGGGUGUGCGAACAAACAGCGUCAUUUACGAGGGCCAGUACAUCGCAGAGUAUUGCGGAGAAGUCAUCUCGUAUGACGAGGCGGAAAAGCGGGGCCGCGAGUAUGAUGCGGUCGGUCGCACCUAUCUUUUUGACUUGGACUUCAACGGUACUGACAAUCCGUUCACGCUGGAUGCUGCUCGGUAUGGGAAUGUGACGCGUUUCUUUAACCAUUCUUGUGACCCAAAUUGCGGCAUCUGGUCGGUGUGGAUCGACUGCCUUGAUCCGUAUCUGCCGCGUUUGGCAUUCUUUGCCCGCCGACGGAUUGAGGUCGGUGAAGAACUCACCUUCAAUUAUCACUCGCAGCUUGGGAUGAACAACAGUUCCUUAAACAGCUCGAAUGGCGGAGAUUGCUUUAAUGGAAUUGCCAAUGCUAACGUCAGUACGGGUAGUAACACCAGCAACAGUAAUGUACGGAAUGAUCAACCGCAAACCGAGUGCCUUUGCGGUAGUGCCAACUGUCGCAAAAUUAUAUUUUAGUAUUCAAGCUAACGCUUUUACUCUACGAACGAGAGACGUGAGCCAACGGAUGAUUCUGUAGAAUUAACCCCGUAUUUACAGAAUUUUUCGUUCCUCUGUUAUGACAUUUUUCUAUUGAAAAUUAUGAAUCUUUUUUUACUAUAAAAUCAUCAAACUGUUAAUGUGGAACUACCCGAAGUGACAAUUUCGUACGAGAACGGUAAAACGGCCGCAUUAU
Anopheles coustani is the source of this 2523-nucleotide messenger RNA. RefSeq names its product eukaryotic translation initiation factor 2 subunit 3-like. The coding region runs from base 99 to 2306 and encodes 735 amino acids. Gene Ontology annotation, cellular component: eukaryotic translation initiation factor 2 complex; cytosol; nucleus. The transcript has 3 exons. Gene Ontology annotation, biological process: positive regulation of translational fidelity; formation of translation preinitiation complex. Lineage: Eukaryota; Metazoa; Arthropoda; Insecta; Diptera; Culicidae. Gene Ontology annotation, molecular function: GTP binding; zinc ion binding; protein binding. The record is from RefSeq and is a predicted model, not a curated record.